UCUCUUUUAAGCCACUUGAAGAAAGCAACAUGGAAACUCUUCCAUUUUCUGCCGUUAUUCUCAUUGUUCUCUUCAUUGCUGCAGGGAAUGAGUCAAAGAUGGCAGAUGCAAUAGGAAGCUGUGAUGUGUUGGGGCAUGGCGGAGGGUGCGAAAUAAACGAAUGCUUCAAUGGAUGCAGGGCCAAGUUUGGACAAGAUGCUCAUGGCUUUUGCUUCACCAUCAAUACUUCCGACGACACUUGCAUUUGUCGUCACCCUUGUUAAUCAAUAAUCAUACUUAAUUUCCAUUAGUUUUUAUUUCUAUGUCAGUGCAUGUUUUUGUUACCCUAUAUUUAUUGAAUAAAGUUAGAAAUCCCUAGGGUUUCUUGGUGACCUUGCUUAAGGUUUGGGCCCUGGAUUGCUAAAUUGAUUUGGGUUGUUCUGCUGUUGGGCUUGGUUAAAUGUGGAUUGCUUAAUGAG
Messenger RNA from Hibiscus syriacus, 458 nucleotides. Its product is annotated as putative defensin-like protein 170. NCBI's taxonomy places the organism in Eukaryota, Viridiplantae, Streptophyta, Magnoliopsida, Malvales, Malvaceae. The transcript is spliced from 2 exons. Bases 30 to 263 code for a protein of 77 amino acids. The record is from RefSeq and is a predicted model, not a curated record.